Molecule: messenger RNA, 2520 nt
Organism: Achroia grisella
Lineage: Eukaryota; Metazoa; Arthropoda; Insecta; Lepidoptera; Pyralidae
Product: ATP-binding cassette subfamily G member 4
Exons: 11
Coding region: 91-2016 (641 amino acids)
Cellular component (GO): plasma membrane
Molecular function (GO): ATP hydrolysis activity; ABC-type transporter activity; ATP binding
Source: RefSeq, a predicted model, not a curated record
CACAAGGCGCUUGCGCAUUCAACCGCGCGACGCAAACUGACGCGCACGCGCCUUAUACAUAUAUAUAUAAUAAAAGUGAUAUAAACAAUCAUGCUCGCCGGCGCGCAGAUUGUUGAAGAAAGUAGUGUGACCUAUACGAAGGACAAUGCCAGUAUUGCCUUCGAGGCUGCACAGCCGGCCCAAGGGUCAUCAAAUCAAAGUCAGACCACGCAGAGCUUCAGCACAAUGUCUAAAAGCCAGCCCGUCGACAUCUCCUUCACGAACAUAACUUGCACUGUCAGCUUGGGAUUCAAUAAAGGGUCGAAACAAAUCCUGCACAGUGUGAAUGGACGUUUUCGACCGCGCAAGCUGAUCGCCAUCAUGGGACCCUCAGGCGCCGGCAAGUCUACCCUGCUGGACGUCCUCUCAGGGUACCGCAUCAGCGGCGUCGGCGGUGCUGUGUACAUAAACGGCAGAGGACGAAUUAUGAAAAACUUCAAAAAGAUGUCAUGCUACAUCCAGCAAGAUGACCGUCUACAGGGUUUGCUGACAGUGGGUGAGAACAUGGCACUGGCAGCCGACCUCAAACUACCCACCACUAUGGAUGUAUACGACAAAGGAGAAGUGAUUGAAAACAUAUUAUCGAACCUUGGAUUAUAUGAACAUAUAAAUACACGAGGUUCUCAAUUGUCCGGAGGGCAGAAGAAGAGGCUGUCCAUUGCAUUGGAGCUCAUCAACAAUCCGCUCAUAAUGUUCCUCGAUGAACCAACCACUGGACUUGACAGUUCAUCUUGUACACAAGUGGUACAACUUUGCCAGAAGCUAGCUCAUCAGGGACGCACCAUUGUAUGUACGGUCCACCAGCCAUCCGCCUCACUGUUCAGAGUUUUUGACCACGUAUACGUAUUGGCAGCUGGCCAAUGCCUCUAUCAAGGCACCACAGAAAAAUUGGUACCUUACCUGGAGAAUGCCCGGAUACCUUGCCCAAUAUACCACAACCCUGCUGAUUAUGUAAUCGAGCUGGCAUCAGGCGAAUAUGGUGAAGACAAAAUAAAAUAUCUAAAGUCCAAGACUGACAAUGGUAGAUCAUUGGAAUGGCUCGAUGAACCAGACACUAUACCGAGUAUGGAAGCCCUCAGGAAACUACACCCUCUGUGUGAACUCAGAAACCUGGACCCAGGUUCUUCGGUGGAAGAAACCUCACAAUGGAACCAAGGAUCCGUACUUAUCAGACGAGGAUUCCUGAAAGCGAAACGUGAUUCGACUAUGACUCAUCUCCGCGUUAUGGUAAACAUAGUAGUGGGUCUUAUGUUAGGAGUGCUAUUCAUUAAUGCUGGUAACGAAGGCUCCAGAGUUCUCGACAAUUAUAAUCUGCUGUUUGCCAUAUUAAUGCACCACAUGAUGUCUCCGAUGAUGUUAACUAUUUUAACAUUCCCUGCAGAGAUGUCUAUAUUAUCCAAAGAACAUUUCAAUAGAUGGUAUUCGCUAGGGUCUUAUUAUGUAUCUAUAACUAUAGUGGAUCUGCCAAUUUCUGUAGUGUCGUGUGCUCUAUUUAGUGUGAUAGUGUACACUAUGUCAGGACAACCACUGGACAUGAACCGGUUCUUAAUGUUCUUCGUCAUAUCUUUGUACACAGUACUUGUAGCACAGAGCUUCGGUCUUAUGAUCGGCGCGGCCUUCAAUGUUGUUAAUGGCACAUUCCUGGGUCCUACCUUCUCUGUGCCGAUGAUGAUGUUUGCCGGUUUCGGAGUGACGCUGCGAGAUCUACCUUCAUAUUUGUAUUGGGGCUCUUACGUGUCGUACCUUAGGUACGGACUUGAAGGCUUCAUUGAUGCUAUCUAUGGGAAUGACCGGGAAAAGUUAGAAUGUGAAGAGGCACUAUAUUGCCAUUACAGACUUCCUGAGACGUUCCUCAAAGACAUCGCAAUGGUCCCCAACAUGUUCUGGUGGGAUGUGAUGGCGCUGACGAUCUUCCUCGUCGUGCUCCGGACAGCUGCGUUCAUUCUUCUGAAAUGGAAACUCACUGCUGUCCGGUAAACAGCACCUGCUCUCUACCAAACAUCCUUUGUCAUUCUUAUUUUUAAUUUAAUAUGAAAUUAAUCGAACAAGUACUGAUUGGUUAUAAUAAAUAGGUAAUUAUGUUUUUAAAAUGAUCAAUUGAGACUUAUUACUUAGCUAUAAAAAAAUAUGGACCAUAUUGUUGCUCAAUGAAAUUAGAUGGUAAAUAUAUAAUAAUAAAUUAAAGCAACUAUUAUCUAAAAGUGUACUUUAUGUGAAUUAAAAUGUGAUAAGUAUAUUAAAUUCCAUUAAAAUAAUUAUUUACCUGAGUAUGUGAAAAAUUGUAUAUACGGUGGUGUGUGAUGCAUUUACAUUCUUUAUGGAACAAAACUUUUAUGUAGUAAUAAUGAACAAAGUGUUUUUAAUAAAUGUACACCCAGAAUUGUCAAACAUUUCCAUAUAAUUAAGAGAGGAAUCUAUAUAGAUUCAACUUAUGUAGGAAUAAGAUUAAUCUGCACUACAAAUUUUAAUCGCGCAUUUUUU